AUGACAUGGAAACUGAGACACCUUUGCACAUGUGUUUAUGAAAAAGAUACAAUCAAGAAAUGGUUAGACAUUGGACGUGAUAUUCUUCAAGAUGAACAAGAAAUCGAAAGAUUCUACACAAUGAAGAAUAAUUGUCCAACUCAUUUCUCACACACUCGACUCUAUCAACCACUGACACAUGACUUGAAAAGCUCGAACCAAUCUAAAUUACAACUGAUACUGAUCAACAAGGAUAUAUUUAAUUAUAUUUCUCAAAAUUGUUUCACUGUCAUCAAACUCGAAUGUUGUGAAUGGGAUGAUACAUUUGAGAAACAUGGUAACAAUGCAUAUUGUGUUGCACUCAAACACUUUACAACAAUAACAAGUGAUUGUCGUCGUCACAAUAUUCCCAAAUCACUUCACAACAUCGGCAAAGACAAACUUGAACAAAUCACAAAAGUUGUAUUUUAUAAUGGUGAUUGCUUGCAAGAUUUAAUCAAACUGCUACCCAAUCUCACUUGUAUUGAAUUUUCUAAAAAAAAGAUGGGUGCCUUCCGAGAAUUAAGUCUAGAGAAUCUGAGUAAACUCAAAUCUCUCACCAAAUUGGAUCUUUCUGGUAUUCGUUUACAACGUGAUGUUGGUUUGGCAGAAAUCAAUAACCUACCACUCAAAAAACUAUGUCUCCCAAGUUGGGGUUCAUCAUCACUGUAUAAUGGGCUCUCAAACAAAUUAAAACGAUCAAUCACCAAGAUAGCUGCCACUCCCUAUAUGGAUUUAAGUGUAUUUCUAAAUCUUAAACAUAUAUUGAUUACUUCCGAAAGAGAUACAUCCCGGUGGAGAUUACCACAAACCGUCACCAAAGUAUCCUCAAAAUAUUUAGAAAUUGGAUUCCUCCCUCACAAUCGACAAGUAACCAAAUUCAAAACCUAUGAUAUGUUUACCGAUAAACAAAAAAACCCUUCAGAAGAUACUGAUGGAAUGACAUUAAGAAUGGUUCAAAUUUUAACUAGACAUGGUGAUAGAACUCCAUUAUACAAUCCACUUACCAUUCAAAUGAAUGAUUGGAAUUGUUCGUUGUCGACAUACAUGUAUCCAUCACCAAACGAUCAAGAUGCUUCGAUCAACUCACCAUCGAUACUUUUCCGUAAGGUCUAUCUCCCCAACCGUGAAUAUUGGCCAGGUAAUUGCUCAAACGGCCAAUUGACUACUUUGGGAUGGGAACAACAUCAACAAGUAGGUACUGUAUUUAGACAAUUGUACGUCGAAAAGUAUGGUCUCUUGUCACCAGACGGAUUGGAUUUGAGCGAAGUUUGGGUCCGUUCCACCGAUGUACCACGUACUCUUCAAUCGGCUCAAUCUGAAAUCAACGCUCUCUACCCACCCAACACCAACGGUGGUGUCAACCCAAUCGAUGUUCUCGACAUCCACACCAUGGACGACUAUUAUGAAAACAUGUAUUCUCCAAACGCACAACUCUGUCCAAUCCUCAACAGCCUCGGAAACAAUGCCACCAACUCCAAGCCAUACCAAAUCUUUGUCCAACAAACCGCUCAACUAAGACAACAAAUCAUGUCUGCUCUCAAGGUCAAGUCAUUCCCAGGCUUUUACAACUUUAUGGAUCUCUUCUUUGCCACUCAAUGUCACGACCUCCCCCUUCCAAACGGUAUCACCGAAGAGAUUGUCAAUGCCACCUACCAAGCUGCCUUUUUCGAAGACUCUUAUCCAUUGUCUUUCCCAAUGAUCUCUCGUCUCGGUAUGUCAACCUUCCUCGAAGAACUCUUGGACAAUAUUAGAAACUUUAUCAAUGGUGAUAUUUCUUACAAGUAUAUGUUAUUCUCUGGUCAUGAUGAUUCUGUUGGUCCAUUUGUUAAUCUAUUUAAUAUUUAUAGAGAAUGGGCACCUUAUGCAUCACAUGUUGAAUUAGAAUUGUGGCAAGAUGAUAGCAGUAGUGAAUACUACCUCCAAUUCAAGUUUAAUGGUCAAUCAUACACUUUGGAUGGUUGUCCAGGCGUCAUGUGUCCAAUUGACGAUUUCUUCUCUAUUGCCUACAACAUUUUAGUUCCAGAUUAUUACGAUGCUUGUAAUCAAGGUGGAAGUUCAUCUGAUUCCUCUUCAGCUGAUUUUUAA
Molecule: messenger RNA, 2106 nt
Organism: Cavenderia fasciculata
Lineage: Eukaryota; Evosea; Eumycetozoa; Acytosteliales; Cavenderiaceae
Gene: cf60
Product: component of the counting factor complex
Exons: 4
Coding region: 1-2106 (701 amino acids)
Biological process (GO): dephosphorylation
Molecular function (GO): phosphatase activity
Source: RefSeq, a predicted model, not a curated record